CGCGUCACUCGGCCAACUUCGAGCAGCGCAUGCAAUGGCGACGCUUGCGGCAGCUCUGAAGCAGGAAGGCUGGCACCUCCGCGAGGAGAGCCUCGCACACAUUGUCAACGACAUGUCUGUGGGAGGAACACCCCAGCUGGGAGCGGUUCAGUUGGCGCUGAAAGACGCGGACCUGAGAGAGGUGGGAGCGGCUAGUCUUCCCGAUGACGUGAAUCGAGCAACAAACAAGCAGCUGGACGGGAUCCGAGUGCUGCAGGUUGUGUCAAUCCAGAAUGUUUCUCAGCCGAGCAAGGUUUCAGGGGGCGCAGGGACCGCUCCCCGGCUCCUCCGAGUGAGGCUGACUGAUGGCCACGUGACGGCAACGGCAAUCGAGUACCAGCCAAUCACGUCGCUUUCUCCUGAUCUCCCCCCAGGCACAAAGGUGGCGCUCAUCGACGCCCCCAUCAUCUCCGGCGUAAUCCUCCUGGCCGUCAAGAACGUCCGAGUCCUUGGGGGGCGUGUUCCCGCUUUAGCAGAUUCGUGGGACCUGGACCGCAAGAUGAAGAUUAUUCUCAAAGCGGGGGCCGGGAAGUCGGUCGAUGGGCCCCGCCCCCCGCCCUUCACGGGUGUCCACAUUAAGGGAGGGAAGGCGGUUGUCGAGCCACCAGCCGUAACCCAAAGUCCGGCACAGGUGGCGUCAGAUACGAAAGUGAACGAGGUUCGGUCGGCACACGGCUCGGCAGGGCGUGCCGUCAGCGGGCGACAGGGCGGGGUUUCGCAGCAGAGGGGCGAGGCUGGGGGCGCAUACGGCAGUGUCCUUGGGGGGCGUGGCGGCAAGGGGCAGAGGGGCGAGUCAAUCAGAGAAGGAGGGCCCGCUGGGUGGAGCACUGACCGCAAAAACAAGGAUAUAAAGGUUGGCGUAUCGGACUCCCAACGCUUUGAUGCGACGGGAGAACGAAGCGCGCAGCGGGGCUCAGCAGGGGAAGACUGGCGAGGGGCCGGCGCAGGGAGAGGCGCCAGUGGGGAUUGGCGGAACGAAUCGGGAGCGCCGUCUCAGGAUUCCAGGCGCGUUCAGGCAGAAGCGGAGAGCGGCACAAGGAUUCUGGACGGCGGCGGGGUAGUACGGCCGCGAGAGAGCGUCCGUAUGCGGCCGGGCGCUGAGCCGUACCGGCCCCGGCCGCGGUCUGAAGCUACGGCAACAAGUGGCACACACUCCACGGCGACAGAAUCUUCGGCGUCAAGUAGCGAGCCGAAAGGACCUUUGAAGCCCGGAGAUAGGUCUCUGGGGCAGGUGGGUCAGGACACUGAGGGGAGGGGUGAUGGCGUUAGAAGGGGUGGUGCCACUUCGAGCUCGGUGGAGCCUCCCAGGACGGAGGGCAACGAAACACAAAGGGGAAACGGACUCUCCAAAUCUGCAGACGCAAACGUCCGAGAUGAGGAUCCGGGCCUUGCGAGACCUCAAGCCGUCCAGGGGACUGCCGACUUCGGGCGAAGCACGCCCCCUGGUACUGCUUCCGCUCGUGGCAUGCCGUUCGAGAAAGCUGGUACAGCAACUCAGAACAACGGAAAGCCGGAGCCGGGUGCAAGUGCGUCGAGCGGAAGAGAAAAGGCGCCCGACGGGGGGGUGGUUUUGCCGCAGGCGGCUGCCCCCGUCCAGAACAAGUCGGCGGCGAUGAAGCUACUCGAGAGGCGGGAUGACGAAGGAUCCGACGGCUUCAGGGGGGGCCGCGGCAGGGGGCGAGGAAGGGGGGGGAGGCGGAGGAGAUAUGAUGACGACGACGGUGACGUGGGCAUGACGUUGGAGGAAUGGGAGGCGAAGAAAGCAGGGGGAGUGGGGGGGAGUAAAGUGGUCGAGACGGAUGAGGAGCUGGCGCGGAGGAUGCAGGAGCAGUUUGACCUGGAAGAAAGAGAAGCGGCGCUUGCGAAUGCGCGUCCUUUGAGCGCGGCGGAGCAACUUCGGCAAAACAUGUUCUCGUUCGGCAAGGUGGAGGAGCCAGAGGCUUUUGGUGGGAGGGGUAGAGGCCGGGGCAGGGGAAGAGGCGGGGGUGGAAGGAGAGGGGGUUCUAGGUACUAG
This is a messenger RNA of Klebsormidium nitens, 2053 nucleotides long. The record is from the annotation of a GenBank genome assembly. NCBI's taxonomy places the organism in Eukaryota, Viridiplantae, Streptophyta, Klebsormidiophyceae, Klebsormidiales, Klebsormidiaceae.